Branchiostoma floridae (Florida lancelet) is the source of this 1454-nucleotide messenger RNA. RefSeq names its product transmembrane protein 242-like. The coding region runs from base 110 to 529 and encodes 139 amino acids. The record is from RefSeq and is a predicted model, not a curated record. NCBI's taxonomy places the organism in Eukaryota, Metazoa, Chordata, Leptocardii, Amphioxiformes, Branchiostomatidae. The transcript has 4 exons.
CCGCUGUUUGUAGUCUUCUGAUCACCAGUCUUCCCAGGGAUCAUUGCGACCCAGGGCACUGCGCAUGCGUGUACCGAAGUGACCUAUCCCAUAGUUCCUAGGAACCAUCAUGGCGGAAAAAGAUGAAGGUGGGAGGGCGGACAGCAAGUUGUCCAGGUUUAAAGGAGGAAUGUUCCUGGCUGCAGUGGCUGGAACCGGUUUGCUGGCAGGCUUCAGCACCACACUGGGGAUGACCAAGAAAAAAAGUCCAGACAUGUUUGAUAAGGGGGUGGCUGGUGGUCCGGGUAUAGAGAGUGGAGUUUCGGUUGGACUGAGAGCUCUAAAAUGGGGAACGUUCUAUGCAGUAGUUGGGGUUGGAAGCCUUGCCUUUCUUACAUUCAAGAUCCUGGGUGUCAGUAAUUUAGCAGAGUUUCGCACAGAGAUGCAACAGAAGCUACCAAGAAUACCAAAGGCACGAACAAAAAAUAGGGUUGAAAACUUGGACUCUUUAUUUGGGAUUGAGAAUGACACCACAGAGGCAGAGAGAUAGCCAUCAAUGUGCUUUGCUGUACUCUGGAUUACAAAGUUAACACUUCUUUGAAAAACAAGUGAGAAGAAUUGUAGUAAGUGACAGAUAUUGAGAUAUACUAAUGUUUCCCCCAUUGAAGUCAUCAUUGCAGUGCGAUGGACAUCCAACAAAAUGUGUCCACCAGUUAGUGGAUGCUUGUAGCAUAAGGUAAUCAUUGAAGUUUUAGAAAAGGUAACUUUGCUAGCUACGAUAGGGAUUGUUGUUAAAAUGUCAAAGAAGAUCAUCAUAGUUACCUUAAAGAAGAUAUUUCCUUUGCUUAUGGUAAGAAAAGUAAUUUGUUUUGUGAUUGUAUGUUCUAAAUUCUAAUAUGAUGGCAUGAUUUAGAAGAAUUUACUUUCAUCACCAUGACUUACAUGUAGCAGAAAUACCUUUUGGUACAAGACACCAACUUCACAGCACAUAUAGACAAUAAGAGGUUGACAUAUACUAUAUUAGGUACUUAUGUGGUGUCUAUACAUGCAUGUAUCUGGUAGUAACGUAAAUAUCAUAACACAUCAGGAUUUAUUUACUUACUGAGUUAAGAGUAAUAUUAGAGACUGUGCAGCAUCAUUUUAUUCAGUAAAUCGAGGAUGUAAGGCAAAGUUAGAAUUAUUAUCGUGUGUACACAUCAUGUGUUGGAUAGAAAUAUUGUUAGAGUGUGCAAAUUAAGUUUCACACAAAAUCUACUACGUAUUCCCCCGAAUAAUUUCCCACAGAGGGAACAGCAUCUAUGAGACAUGCAAUUUUUUCACUAUGACAAUUCAUUUGUUGUACAAUUGAUUGGCCACAUUACAACUGUAAGAAUGGAUGCUGUUUGCAAAUAAAGCUCUCAAAGUCAAACAGCUUUUGCGGCAGUUGAUGUACAUGUAGAUCUACGUAUUUCAUCAAUAUUAAAGUUAAAGUUGUC